Messenger RNA from Suillus clintonianus, 1772 nucleotides. RefSeq lists its product as uncharacterized. The record is from RefSeq and is a predicted model, not a curated record. The coding region runs from base 104 to 1687 and encodes 527 amino acids. The transcript is spliced from 6 exons. NCBI's taxonomy places the organism in Eukaryota, Fungi, Basidiomycota, Agaricomycetes, Boletales, Suillaceae.
UCCCCGGGCGUCUUUAAAUUUUUAGCUCUAAGCUCAUCAUAACGAUCUCUGUAUUUUUUUUUACUUCCGCGGACUGAUUCAUUGUAGCCACGGUCUAGGCUCAAUGCACGACCGUCAACUGUCUUUCAGCUCCGUAUCGACGUCCGCUCUCUUACUUACAUCCGCUUCAGCCCAUGAUAUCGCUCAGCCCGCACGCCUAGGGUCGCUUACAGACUCAAGUGAUCCUUCCGAGAAGAGACCUGAUUCCCAAUCAUCAGGCAUGACCGUCCGCAGGAUCAGCGCGUCCGUUCGCGCCAAUGUUGGGGAUGAUGAUGUCUUUACGACCCAGCACCAUACCCGUACCCUUCGUCGCCGCUCAAGUCGCCUGUCAAAAUGGCUGGAGGAGUUACAGGUUGAUUCCUCCACCGUCCAGCAGCCGGAAACUUCUGCUGAUGUGGAAGCUGUUGGAACUGAGUGUAAUCCUUACUUGGCGUAUCCUCACCUCAGCCUGGCAACUGUUCGCAGAAGCAUGGAUGAUGCUACCAGCAUGCACGAUUAUGUCGUAGUCAAUGACGGCGACGUGCAAGAAUAUAUUCCUCCUGAGGAGCCCGUGGAUGUAAUGGGAUCACACGUCCCAUCAGCGCUUGCAGAUACUGCUAGUACAAGUCACCGAUCAACCAUAUGGCUUAAUACCCCCCCAUCUCGACAUCAGUUUCGUCUAUUGGUUAGAUCUCCUUCACCCGCCGCAUCCUCAGCAUCUCGCAGUCCAUCACGCCUAUCAAUGUUUCAACGCUCCUCACGUGCCACUUCCAACUCGGAGGCGAGCAAUCCUCAAGACCACAGUCGCUCCUCUAGCCUUCACACGUCACAUCCUGUGGCUGAUGCUCGAUCAGAGGAACGUUGUACACAUUCGAGCCCCUCAUCGUGGCGGUGGCGACCGAGUGUACUGGGGCAUUUCGUGUCCCUCUCAGACGGUGAUACACGUUCAAGUACCCGUGACUCCCCAGGUAGUUCUUCCCGCCCCAGCAUGUCCUCAACCACCACAAGUUCCUCGUACGCAACUCCAUCCACCAAUGUCAUAUCUGAGGAUGGAGCAUCGCAUAUACCCCCUUCAAUGCCCCAGAAGUCACACUUCUUUGGAUCUUUGAGGUCGCGUUCCCAGAAGGCUGUGAACUCUUCACUGUCGCUUUUCGCUACCGAUACAAGUUCCUCAUUUCCGACAUCAUUCUCUUUACCAGCAUCUGAACCGCAGCUCUCCCAGCCGCCAGGUUUUCCAAGCUCCUUGGCACGGAAGUCAAGUACAAUUCGGUUACCCUUCUCGCCAAAGUCGAAGGCCCUGGAUAGUAACGUUCCCAAUAUUUUUGUGGAAGCGCCAGCCGCUACGCGACCGCGCAUCGUGUACACCGGCAAAAGCCACGCUCCGAGAGUCUCUUUGUCCUCCAUAGCUGGCCAGUCACGAAGUACCAAGAAGAAGUUAGUCAUCGGUGGUAUCGCGCCGAAUGACGUCAAACGUCUUGAGGCGGUUCAAGAUUGGUGUCAGUCAUUUGGCGAAGUGGAUCAAAUCACGAGGAUGCCUAAUGGCGAUCUCCAUGUGAACUUCCACAAGGCUGAAGUUGCAGAUACUGUGUGUCGUGUGCGUGCCAAAGUCUACAUCGCGCGUGUAGGCAGCGUACAUCUUUCUUGGUAUUCCGGAAAUAAACGACCUUAAGAUCCGUCACCGCCCUCAAACCAUUAUCGUCUGUUUGUAAAAGUGUACAACGCUGGAAUUACGUUCUACACCCGCAUAAUUUGAC